Messenger RNA from Brachypodium distachyon (stiff brome), 1763 nucleotides. RefSeq names its product cytochrome b561 and DOMON domain-containing protein At2g04850. The record is from RefSeq and is a predicted model, not a curated record. The transcript has a single exon. The coding region runs from base 180 to 1439 and encodes 419 amino acids. Lineage: Eukaryota; Viridiplantae; Streptophyta; Magnoliopsida; Poales; Poaceae.
UUCACAGCCAUCAUCACAGUAUCGAUCACUCAUAAUACUACGUCCCCACACGCCAAAACGCCCCACUAAAACCCCACUUAGUCGCGCAAACAAAACCGAACUGAACACGCGCUGAAUAAACGUCGCACCACUCUUUGCUCGACACACAGCCGAGCUGAUCCACGACACGAUCGGCGACAAUGCAGCAGCAGCAGCAGGGGAAUCGCUGUUUGUGUUUGCUGCUGCUGCUCGUCGUCGUCGUUGUUCUCCCAUGGGGCGGGACGGUGGCGGCGGCCGGGGCGCCGGGGAGGUGCACGACGUCGGCGGCGGGCAAGUCGUACGCAAAAUGCAUCGCGCUGCCGACGCAGGGCGCGACGCUGGCGUGGACGUACGACCCGCGGAACGCGACGCUGGACGCGGCGUUCACGGGCACCUUCAUCUCCCCCUCGGGCUGGGUGGCCUGGGGCGUGAACCAGGACGCGCCCGCCAUGGCCGGCGCGCGCGUCAUCGCGGCAUUCUCCGACCCUUCCACGGGGGCACUCCUCGCGCUCCCCUUCGUGCUCUCCCCGGACGUCAAGCUCCAGGCGAAACCCCUCGUGUCCCGCCCGCUCGACAUCGUGCCGCUCCUGGCAUCCUCCGCCACGCUCACGGCGCCGGGCGCCCGCAGCGUCGUCCGGGACGGCGCGUCCGUGGCCAUCGCGGUCACCAUCCGGCUCUCCCCGAACCGCACGAGGCUCCACUUUGUUUGGAACCGGGGACUCUACGUGCAGGGCUACUCCCCGACCAUCCACCCCACGGACGCCUCCGACCUGGCCUCGCACGCCACCGUCGACAUCCUCACCACGGCCACGGAGUCCUCCCGUGCCGCCUCGGCCACGAUGCAAUGGACGCACGGCUCACUCAACGCGCUCUCCUGGGGCCUCCUGCUCCCCAUCGGGGCCGCCACGGCCCGGUACCUCCGGCCCUGCACGGCGUCCGUCGGCCCGGCCUGGUUCUACGCGCACGCGGCGACGCAGGCGGCCGGGUACGCGCUGGGCGCGGCCGGGUUCGCGCUGGGCCUCGUGAUGGGGUCGGCGUCGCCCGGGGUGUCGUACAGGCUCCACCGUGGGCUGGGCAUCGCGGCGGCGACGGCGGGGAGCCUGCAGACGCUGGCGGUGUUCUUCCGGCCCAAGACGACCAACCGGUACCGCAAGUACUGGAAGUCGUACCACCACCUGGUCGGCUACGGCUGCGUGGUGGUCGGGGUGGUGAACGUCUUCCAGGGCUUCGAGGUCAUGGGGCUCGGGGAGUCCUUCUGGAAGCUCGGCUACUGCGUGGCGCUGGCGUCGCUGGUCGGGGCCUGCGUCGCGCUGGAGGUGAACGCCUGGGUCGUGUUCUGCAGGCGGCAGCAGGAGGAGAAGCUCAUGCGGAGGGACGUCGAGGAUGUCGUCGCCGUCAAGGACAGGGCCGCCGCCUUCUAGCAUUGCUCGAGAGCUUAAUUAAUCGCAGCUAGCGGCGCGGAUGACCGACGCUGGCUUGGAGUUGAGAGUGACGUGUCUGAGAUACAGUCAGUGAGUACAUACAGAUUACAGACGCGGCCACGGACAGUCAUCGCGGUGCUUGUUUUGUCGGACGGUGAGCGCGAAUUCCCUGCUGGCGUAUGCUCCUGCUACUAUUGUCGACACAAGAACGUUCUUGUUUUUUCUUCUUCUUGCUCUCUGUUUAUGUAUACAACAUAGGAAUUCAUGUAUAAUUUGUUCAGUCUCUCAAUGAAAUCUUUGUACCUUGACGGGCCUUCAUGACAA